Heterostelium album PN500 is the source of this 1812-nucleotide messenger RNA. RefSeq lists its product as uncharacterized. The transcript is spliced from 2 exons. NCBI's taxonomy places the organism in Eukaryota, Evosea, Eumycetozoa, Acytosteliales, Acytosteliaceae. The record is from RefSeq and is a predicted model, not a curated record. The coding region runs from base 1 to 1812 and encodes 603 amino acids.
AUGAAUAAUCAAACAAAUAAAAUAGUAAAUCUAUCACAUUUAAUAUUAAAUAAAAUAAUAAGUUAUAUAGAUGAUAACAUUGAUAUCAUUUGUUUCAGUUUAGUUUGUAAGAGAUGGUUCAACGAUAGAGAUAAAUAUUUAAUAUUCAAAACUAAGAAUAUACACCUAUUUAAACUAAAUAGCACUGAUAUUCAAAAUCAUAAACAUUUCAACUUACCAUCAUAUCAUAAUAUCUUUAUGAAAUCAAUUCAAUCAAAGUCAGAUAAUUCGCUAUUUAUUGGUUCUAAAAACUAUCAUCAUUACGAUUAUCAUUUUGAUGAUGUUAGAAAAAUUAAUAGUAUUCCCAGUAAUGUUACAAUUAUCAAUACUGCUAUUAAUUUUCUUUUUGAAGGUGAUAUGGAGUAUCUCUAUCGAUUAAUAUCGGAAUCACAAUCAGUAACAACGUUGAAAGGAUGCAGAACAUUGAAAUAUGGAUUACCAAAGUCAAUCAAAUCAAUUACAUUUCACAAUUUCAAUGAACCACUUGUUAAAGGAUCACUUCCCAACACCUUAGAGGUGUUAGAUUUUGGCGACAGUUAUUUCAAACAAGAGAUUCUACCAGGUGUGCUUCCAGAUGGUUUGCAAGAACUUACACUACACAAAUAUCAAUAUGUAAUUCAACCAUGUGUACUUCCAGUUAGUUUACGUAAACUUUCUCUACACAGCUCUCAAUUUGAUAUUCUACCAGGUGUACUUCCAGUUGGCUUACUCAAAUGUAUUCUCGGUUCCUAUAAUUUCGGGAUUAAGCCAGAUGUACUUCCAGAUGGUUUACUAGAAUUUUCUCUUGAGGGUAGCGAUUGCUAUCAAUACGAAAUUCAACCAAGAGUAUUCCCAUUGUCACUUGAAUAUUUAUGUUUUGAAAGUUAUAACCCAUCUGACGAACUUGCAAUACCACCACCAAACCGAGAAGAUUUAGAAUAUUCAGCCAAAUCAUUAUUACCAAUUUCAUGGCUACAAGCAAUAUCAUCACUUUCCAAUCUGCAAUCACUUUUUGUUUAUUUUCCAUAUCAUGAUCGUGAUGAUACCACAAUAUUCAAUGUCAACUACCUACCAUCAAGUCUAAAAUCAUUCGGUUUAAUAGUACCAGGAACAACAAUGGGAGGAAUAAUGCCAACAUCAUUGAAAAAAAUAGAUAUUGACGAAUGUCAAUUUAAGAUCGAUGAGAUAUUCCCAGAAACUAAGCAAUAUCAUUUGGAAUCAAUGGAAUAUGAAAAUAACAUUAUUCAUCCAAUUCCAUCAAAUGUAUCAAUCGAUGAAUUUAUAAUUCGAGGAAAAUCAAACGAACCAAAGAUAACACUGCCAUCUGGUGUUGGAAAAAUCAGAUUUUUAAUUGAUUGGACAAAUCCAAAAGAAAAGAUAAUGGACUUUGGUGGAGAUGGUGCUACCGAUCAAACAUGUUCAUUAAGAGAACUGCAUUUUGUUUUUGAUUUCGAAGAUGAAUUUCCUCAAGUUAAACUACCAAACACCAUCGAAUUGCUAGACCUUGGUACGAAUAAUCUCAAUACUACAUUACAUUUGGUACCUUCAUCAGUCAAAACUCUUAUCUUUAAAAAUCAAUCUAAAAUCAAUAUCACCAUUCCAAAUACAAUCAAAUCAAUCACCAAUAUCAUAGGAAAAUUUGGUUUAAUUUACACACAAACUAUUAGAAAGUUGGAUGAAUAUUAUUAUUUAUUAUAUGGUAACCAUGAAAACAAAGGAAAUUCAGGAAACUUAGUUGCUAGAAUAUUUCAUCACUCUAAACUUGAACAAAUCUUAGGUACAAAAAUAGAAUAA